AUGAUCAUCCGAAAAUUCAUUCCCUAUGACGUUCGCUCCACUCACUUCACGUGUCGCAUUGCCGCUUUGGUCAAGCCAUACAGGGUCCCCCGAGUGACUAGAUUCAAGCCGUAUACAUACAUACAGCGCCGAGGAAUAGUGCUGAGCGGGGAGCGGCAUAUUCUCAACUCAUCUUCCAAACAGAUCCGUCAUCUUCUCGAUCGGAGGAAGCAUACUACGUGGGGAUUUGUCAUAUACCGCUGCACCUACGAGGAUGAUGCGGCGUGGGAAACCAUGCUAUCAAUUCUGAAGGAACGUACUCAUGGCCACCUGAAGAGGGAAGAUGCCCUUGAUUUGGAAGAUAAAUUGGAAUGGACCGUUAUUGAGGACAAAGAGAAACUAGAUGGCGCCAAUGUUGGCACAGUGGGAGGCAUGUUUUUGAACUGGGUUGAGAGUGAAGAGGCCAAACACGAGCAACUGAUGCAUGCAGGCGAACCUGAGAUGCAGCCAAGAAGCAUGCUGGGAAUCACACCCAGAUAUCUGUGUUGCGUGCACGUGGGUGCAGAAAGUCUCAACAGCGUGGUUAACCUGGCCCCGCGUCCACCGGAGCCGGAUCUUUGGCACACUGCGUAUGUAAAUAUGAUCCAUGCUCCGUCGUGGAUCCAAAGAACGGAGGUUUGCGACUAUGAAGGAGGCAAGAACGACACUGAAGGCUGGACAAAAAUAUCUGCUGAUUUAUUGAUCCCACACGCCUAUGCAUGUUUGCAAUCACUGGAUGGCUGGUAUGCUGUAUGGGCGAGGCCGCCUUUGGUCUCGACACUUCCAUCUUAUCAUUCAAGAACGAUUAGGACCAUUCGCGACACUGUUGACGGAGUAGGCAGUAUAUCUUUUUAA
This is a messenger RNA of Coccidioides posadasii C735 delta SOWgp, 873 nucleotides long. RefSeq lists its product as uncharacterized. Lineage: Eukaryota; Fungi; Ascomycota; Eurotiomycetes; Onygenales; Onygenaceae. The record is from RefSeq and is a predicted model, not a curated record.